This is a messenger RNA of Callorhinchus milii (elephant shark), 5084 nucleotides long. It is a transcript of the gene cavin4, whose product is annotated as caveolae associated protein 4. Gene Ontology annotation, cellular component: caveola; cytoplasm. NCBI's taxonomy places the organism in Eukaryota, Metazoa, Chordata, Chondrichthyes, Chimaeriformes, Callorhinchidae. The coding region runs from base 164 to 1195 and encodes 343 amino acids. The record is from RefSeq and is a predicted model, not a curated record. The transcript has 2 exons. Gene Ontology annotation, biological process: regulation of gene expression.
UUUUAGUCUUGGAUCAUCUGUGAGAAUGGCUGGUUGAUGCCUCCUGCCAGCACAGCGUGGAACACAGUAUUGGUCGUGCCCCUCCACCCCCUUUGCCUAAACUCAGACAAAGUUCAUGUUUUAAAUUAGCCACAGGAGGAGAGCUUUCUGAACCAGCAGCAGCAUGGCCGAGGAACGGGUGCAUUCAGAUUCUAGCAAGGUUGCUUUCGACAUGUCGACCACUCAUGCUGGCGAAGAAGAAAACGCUCCACUUGAUCCAUUAGCUGUAUUAACUCUCCUGGAGAAAGUGGCCGGGAUUGUUGACACUGUUAAUGAAACUCAGCAAAAGAUGCAGCAACAGCAGAUGGAAAUUGAAAGCACCGUUAAGAUGAUACAAAUCGAUGUUGCAAGGCUCCAUAAGGCUCACCUGACGACAGACACCUCGGUGGCAAAGUUACUAGAGAAAACCCGAAAGAUCAACGUUAACAUGAAAGAUGUCAGACAGCGACUGGAUCGAACAAACGCUGAGGUCAAAAAGGUUGAAGGAAACCACAAUGAACUACUGAAAAGGAAUAAAUUUCGAGUGGUCAUAUUCCAGGAAGAAAAUGAAAUUGCCUCUUCCGUCGCCUAUAAAAAACUUCCUAAAGGCAGCUCGGCUGUGGUUGAAGAGGAGCACACUGCUACAGAACACAUGCCACCUCCAGAUCUUUCUUCCGAUGAAGAAUAUGUAUACGAAGAAAACACCACCGCUGCGCGCCUCAAGAAAACUGGCAAGAAGCAGGUGGAUAAUAUCAAAAAAGCUUUUUCCAGAGAAAACAUGCAGAAAACCAGGCAAAAUAUCGGGAAGCAGAUGAACAGGCUGAGCACCACGAUAGUCCCUCCAGAACAGAGAGAGAAGAUAAGGAUUUCAGGAGAGAGGAUCAAAAAGUCCAUCACUGAUUCCAAACCGUUUCAUAUUAAAAAGAAAAAUGAGAGGAGUGGGGCGGAAGGACAGGAAGUUGCUGUCAGAGGGAUAGGAGAAAGUUCCAAGGGUGAAGGCGUCAUGUGCACUGAAGUAGUAACUGCACCGGGAGGCGCUCAAGUCAGCCAGGAUCAUCCCCAAGCGGCGAUUACAAACGUUGCCAAUACCGAAACGGUUGUAGUGACAAUGGAAAGCAAAAACGAAGAGGUUGUACCUGCGACAGCCGAAGUGAAGCAGAACCCUGAGUACAGUUAAACGUAGACCUGAAGCUGCACUACUUGACAGCAGGUAGAAAAUGGGAGAAUAGCAAUUCUGAUGUUGACCCAUCGAUAAAACGUUCUUGUCUGUGAAAUCAGAUUCACCUGAAUAUUGAGAUAAUUGGUUUUCAGUAUUUUUUAUUCAAAAACAGGCACGAUAUGUUUGGAUGCCCACAUUUAAGAUGUCAAUCCUCUUACUCACGUCCUGCUAGCAGGCUGACUGAAGUGGAUCUCAGAUGACCGUGGAUCAGUCUUCUGCAUAUUUUCCUAAUAGCUGUAGAAGUGGGUCCAGAGGGAUUGGGAAGGAUUCACUGAGAUUUGUUGCCCCUUGACCCUUCUCCUCUAACACCCUCUCCCCCCCGCCCCCAAGCAACAAAAUUUUAAAUUAGUAAAGAAAAGUUUGCAUUCAUUAAAAAUAAGUAGAUCUUCAAAUAAGGGCGUCAACGUUUAAUUUUGUAUCUGUAUUCUUAAAGGUUCAUUUUUUUAUUGGAGCUGAAAGUAGUGCAGUUUAAUUCUGGCCAGUCGCUCAACUGCUAUUCCAUAGCUAUAUCCAGAUCACUUGUUGUCACAUGCCACUUAGUUGCAAGAAGAAAUUAUAGAUAAAAAAAUCUUGCUUGGCUGGUGAGAGUACCGCAUGUGAACUGAGUAACCACAGCUCAGGUAUCUGAAUGAAAAGUAAGUAUAAAGUAAUAGGAAUAUUUUACUUGUAAAUGUGGCGUUACGUGCUAACAUUGUUCCAUACAAAUCCAUGGACAUUUACCAUAUUCCAUCCCACAGGGAAGAUGUUAUUUACUGUGUAAUCGUGAGGCUUUGAAAUAUAUUUCCACAAAGCAAAUAUGGUUUAAAACCCACUUUUAGCUACACAGAAAAAAAAUCAAGACAACUCAAAUAAAAUGUUUUUUCUUUUGCUUCAGGUAUUUUACAAAUACCGUUUUUUAAUACACUUAUUUAACUGAUUUAUAGCAUGUUUUCUGACGUGUUUAGCCUACAUAUUUACAUCAGUAGCUUAGUUGGCUUUCAAGCUGAUAGUGUUUUUAGUUCCUAGAAUUACAGUAGAUAAGAUAGUCUUAUUUAGUUGAAUGUUACCUGGUGUAUUUGUCUAGUUGUUUUGUUGCUAGCAUCAGUUCGCUGUGGUGUGCAUGUGCAAAUAUUAAAUGGUGAUAGCAGUCAUUGAAGACAUUUGUUUUGUUUUCAGUGCUCGAGGCACAACCUGUUCAAAUCCAUGCAGUCAGACAAUUCCUUUGUAAGCCCACAAAGCCAAGGUUGGCGCAUGUACCGACCAGAGGAGUAUUGACCAAUGAUCCCUACGCUCAUUAUGAAAUGCUCACAAACUGUAUGGUUUUGUGAGUUUGAAACAUUUUUAUAUUAAAUAGCUCUAGUUUAUUGAUUGGGCAAACAGAAGCAGAGCAAAUAUGUUGCUUCUCCUAUCACUCCUCUCCUCCCUGUAUGGCUUCACACUGGGUUAGGAUUUCAUGGGUGCUGGCAGCCCUCUGGUACCCGGCCCAUGUGUUCAUUCUUCAUGUGAAAACUGGUCAGCUAUUCAACCAGAGAGACAUCAUAGCCAAGCCUGGCCUGUGCUCAUCUACAGCCACCCAAUAGCAUGUUUCCACCAGACAUAUCAGGAUAGCAUCCAAGAAUGGGAUUUGUCCUGCUUAACACAGGGAUGUUGAGAAUCAAAUAUAGCACGCUCUCCUCCCCCCAGCCCCUCACGCACUUCUGGGUUUCAAAUCCUUGUCUUUUAAUAGUGUCUAGAAAGGGAAGAGUAAUGGAGGGAAUCUUAGGCCAAAUUGUAGUAUUUUCUCCCUUUCCCUUCCCUUCCUAUUUUAAACUUUGGUUUUAAUCCUUCUCAUGUAUCCCAGCCAACAGGACAGGUUGGAACCCUGAUCCCAGGCUGCUCUAGAACAAGUAACAGUGCACUUUUUACAUUUAUUUUCACUCUUGACGUGCAGUAUAAAGGAGAUCCCAGGCAGCAAGAUUUGCAGGUGGACAAUUGCUUCUGGCACUAACGGGAAGAGAAAUGGCUUAGCUCUUUGCACCAGCUUUACCCUUCGGUGCAGCUUCACCUUUGUAUCGCUCGCAAUGUACAUUUCAUGCUUUAUUCGUGUGUUUUUACGGGUUGCUCCAAAACAUCUGUGUGUUGUGAUGUUACUAACUAGUAUUAGCAAGUGUUGUCUGCUUCCCUUAACCUAUCAUAUUGUAAACCAUGGAACCUCUUGGGGAAGGUCAAAAAAUAUCGUCAGGUUUGUAGUUUUUAAAUGUUUUUUGUGAGGAUUGUCUCUGUGUGUCUCAUUCUUUGAAAUUCUUUCAACUAACUUAUGUACUAAGCAAAACAUUAGCUUAAAAACAAAAUGGUGUUUGAGUGUAUGUGUAUGUAGUCCUCCUUCAUUUCUAGCAUAUUUAAUAUAACAGUAGUUUACAAUCUACUUAAAUAUAUUAUAGGUAGAGCACGGAGGCCGUGAGUUCAAAUGCCACAAUGGUGCCUGUGCCUACUUUUGGGAGCUUGCACAAGUCCCAGGAAAUAUGUGUAAGAGCCAGACGAUGGCUGGGAUGGCUAAGGAGAAAGAAAAGCCAGAGACAUGAAAUCUGAUGAUGGAGAAAUUGAGUGAGACGAAUGAAGAGUGCGUGAGAGAAACAUGAGAGGAGAAAACUAAGAGAGCAAAACUGAAAAGUAGAAAAAUAGUCAACCUGAUCAAGAAAGGUAGAAUGAUAGAACAACCUACAAUGUGGAAAAGAUUUUUUACAUUACAGAGCGAUAGAUGCUAUGAAUACACUCAGAGAGACACCUUACUGUGAACACUAAAGCUAGUCCAGCUUUGCUGUGUCUAUAUCAAUAUUUUGUUCCUUCCCUGGAUCCGAGCUUGGAGAGUGUUCAGGGAUCAUACAAUUUACAUCAGUUCUCUCGUGUAAUCUUCCUUUAUAGGCAUAAUUGAUUACCCACUAAAACAUUACUACAUUUCCCCACUAUUAUAUAUUUGUCACCACAACAUUAGAUUAUUAACACAAGUUAAACACCAAGAUAUCAAAAUCCAUCUCUCCUCUUAACUGUACUAUUUCACAUGUAAAAUGUUACAGUAAAUGAAAUUAGGAGGGUGAGAGUUUCCAAAGUGCUGCAUUCCCUCUCCUUCACUGCGCAGUAUGGGACCUGACCCUUCUACAUGUCACAACACUGCCUCUGAAGGUCAGAUCUGCUGAAGCAAGAAAUGUAACUGUGAAGUGAACAUGGAACAAAAGCUUACAAACAGCGGGCUAAAGCACGGCAAUUUCAAAUGGGAUUCUUUAAUUAAGCAAUCUGGAAGUAGGUCACGCUGAGUUACCAAUGUUCUUUCAGAGAGCAACUCAAUGUUCUUUCAGAGAGCAGAUUCCAUGAGUUGACAUAUUUCCGAUUAGCAGAAGGAGAACUUGCUCGGAUUCUUUGAUAAGGAAUCCUGCAUAAAAUUGUCAUGUUUUGGACCCCAUGGACUAUCAUUUUCAUUUUGUGAUUCUAACCUGCAGGCUUUCUGUAUGUUAUUACAUGGGUGAGGGAAUGGUAUCUGUAUUAUCAGUUCAAAAAGAUCCGAUAUUACCUAGAGGUACAUGAAAGAGCCUCAUAAUAUUCCACAGUUCUGGCUCAAGUAAAUUUUAAUACAUGUUCAUGUUCCUCAUUCAUGCUAUUUAUCAAUGGAUUAUGAUGUAUUAUUGCCUUUGUAAAAAUACUUUAUGGAUCUUGGUAAUAUUUAUUACCGUAUUAAUAGGAUGAGAGGUUGAAAGUUCAUUGGUUAUCUAUCUAGAAGGAGAAAACCAAAAUGGUCUUAUUCCCUUCUAAAUCAUUGAUACUUGGUGGUUAUAUUAAUUAUUGCUUUGGAUGCAAUUUCUAAUUGUUAAAUCAAUAAAGAAAAUAAUACGUACAA